Molecule: messenger RNA, 3374 nt
Organism: Stylophora pistillata
Lineage: Eukaryota; Metazoa; Cnidaria; Anthozoa; Scleractinia; Pocilloporidae
Biological process (GO): regulation of transcription by RNA polymerase II; immune system process
Cellular component (GO): nucleus
Molecular function (GO): RNA polymerase II cis-regulatory region sequence-specific DNA binding; DNA-binding transcription factor activity, RNA polymerase II-specific
Source: RefSeq, a predicted model, not a curated record
AAAAUCGAUGUCGCAUUUCUUAUCUCGAGUCCACAUGAUAAACAUGUGUUUCGUGACUAAUUCAAGCUCUAUUUGAUCGAUACGUAAUUGCGUAUGCCACUAGUUUCGUAGAUUCAAAUUACCCUGUCUGCUAGCUAUGCUUUUUAGAUUAAUUAAAAAUGCCUUACGCUUCACAGCACUCGCGAAAACCAUUUCGAAGGCUGAAAUGGCGCUGUUUUCGAGUAAUCUAGAUGUACCGUCCAGUUCACUAAAAAUUAUCUUGCAUUAUAGAAGGUAACUGGUUUUCAAAAAUUUAAACGCGUAGAGGUCUGUUGUAUAAAUCCCAACCGACUUGUUCUGCAGCAAUUUGGUUCGGUUGCAGAUAGGGAAAGGAGUGUAUUUAUCUUAAAAAACUUGCUUGUUAAUCUCUGUCUCGUAGUCAUUGUGACUACCCGAUUGCUCUUCACAAAAUCUUUUUUUCCAGUCUCAUUUACGAAUACCAGCGUGACAACAUACUUGGGUCAAAAUAUAUUGCGUGACAGUCAAAUAUAACUAUUUACCAUGGGCGUCCAUCGGUAAACCGUAGACACUGUCGAGUUGUCCUAAGACACGGAGGCCCUUUGAAAGACCUCGGCCUCCGAUGGAUAAUCAAGUUUAAAAACUGUACUUAUCGACCAAAGGCGAAGAUCUAGUUUAAAGCUUACUUUACGUUAAUCGUAUUGAUGCAAUUCGUACAGUUCAUUCGAAGCAGCUUUCUUCACUCGAGUACUUUGUUAACAAGGACCGAUAAAGGCACUUGCGAUCUUGAGGGCGAGAAUAUUCUUUUCACAGGUCAUCAGGUGGCGCAGAUAUUGAACUGGCUUUGUGAGAGGGCGAUUAAGAAUGCUAAACUUUGAAUUUUUCUGCGGAGACUGCUGAUACGAAGCAGUGAACUGAAACAAAAAUUUUAUUACACUUAUUUUACCUCUGUUUUCUACACCGUGAGAGUGAAAGGAAUUCCAACAAAUCGGAAACCACACUGUUUUCUACUGAAGCAGGUUACAGCUAUUAGAUUGACAUUCCGCUAUUCGGGGAUUCCCCGUUUAAGCCAAGAUACAAAAAUUUGCAUUUAACAGUUGAAAGACAAAAAUCGAUGGCCAGCACCUUGCCACUAGAGAAAUAGUUCUAGCGAUAAAAAUAGUGAGAAAAGUUUCUUCAUACUUUUGAAAAUAGUAAAUAAGCGAAAUUUGAACCGCGCAAGGCCGAAGCAGUAACCAUCUUUCGAUGAAGUGAAACUCAAUACUGAUGAUUAUAUUAGCUUUUUGAUUUGAAAAUUAUGCAAAAAUUUCAUUUUGUAAAUUUGGUAAAUGCUGUUUUAUUAACAUGAAUUUACUGCCUCUUUCACUAAAGGAAUACCGUUAGAAAUGCUGUCGAACUGAUGAAAAUGAACUGAUAUCAUCAACAACCGCGCGGUCGAAAGCUGGAUGACAGUUUUGUUUACAGUUGGUUACCUGAAUAAACGGGUCUUCAUAAAGGGAAAAAUCCCUUCUAUUGUUAACAGCUGGGAGAAUAAAUUAUCAAAUGUUUACGUGGGAUCACAUUUGCAAAUCGUAACAAUAAUCUUGAUAAGAAUAUUUAAGAACAUCGCAUUGAGGUUUUAGAUAUGAAAAAGAUGCUUCGCAUGCAGUAGGAUAGAAAUAUUUAUGACUGACAGAAGACGGAUCCGGUCAGCAUUUCAAAGUUCAUUAAGGAUUGUUUGGGCUAACACCCGAGGAAGGGAAAAACCCCUUUUCAACGGGACUUUCCCUAAAGAUUGGAAUGGGCAUAUAACAUUUAAGGGCCACAACACGUCGGUAGAGUGUAAAUCUGACCGCGAAACGACUGACAAAAGUCCCUCUGCGCUGCGACUUAAAAGCGAAACCGAAUUUCAAAUCUGCCGAAAUUUUCAGUUUUUAAACUUGUCGUUAGCAAGUGCUAGAAGAUAUAAAUAUUGCUAUUAAUUGUAAUCGGGAGACAAGAAAAAAAUUCGUCUUCGAGUUUUAUGUCGUUUCCUCUAAAGCGAAGGAGGGAAAAUUAUGCACGACUACAGUAAAUUGUCGGGAACGAGAAAAAUGCGUUUCCGAGAAUGGGUGAUCUGUAAACUCGACAGUGGAGAAAUCGCUGGUGUGCAAUGGCUUGACAGGCAAGGAGGGAUCUUCAAAAUUCCUUGGAAACACGGUUCUGGUCGAGAUUGGCGUUUCACAGAUGCUGGUAUAUUCGAGGAAUGGGCAAAACAUUCUGGGAAGUAUGUGGAGGGCAGAGAUAAGCCAGAUCCUUGUAAAUGGAAGACAAACUUUAGGUGUACUUUGAAUGCUCUGCCAGAUUUCAAAGAGGUUCGAACUAAAAGUUGUCCGCGUGGCCCUGAUGCGUUUAAGAUUUACAAGUUGAAAGAUCCCGCGGGUAAACUAAACAAGAAACAGAGAGAUCCUGUGAAGAAGGACGAAAAAAAUACUGAGUCACUUGGGUCAUUCGACAGACAAAUAGUGCAGAUGGUGGAUGAAAUGUUCAACUCCUGCUGCGAUGCCAAAUCUGAGGAGAAACCUACAGUGGCUCCUCGUGCGAACUCAAACUACCCAGCCUUCGAGAGUCUUGUUGUGAGUAAGAUUAAUCAAGGAGUGACUCAACAUCCCUAUGCAUUUUAUUUGGCGGCUUGGAAUGCCAUGGCUGUCGAUAUGCACAAAGAAGGACAAAAAGCAUCUUCUGAAGAGGAAUUUGUUGACGUUGAAAAUGUGUCUGAAGAAAAUGGAGAUAUCAGCAACUAAGGAGUACAUCUUCUCUUCUGGAAGGAUAAGGAUGUCUGAUGCCCCCCGUCCCCCUCCCCCCUCCUGUAAUCAGUGAAAGCAAGUCAGUAACACUUUGGAGGAUUUGGCAAUGUAUAUAGAGCUAUGUCAAGAAUCUUGAGUGUAAAUGAUGUUUUGGGUUGCGUGUUCUUGUGAAAUGUUGGUAGGUUAAGGUGGUAGGCGAAAGGUUCGAAGUAGCGCUACUAAAAGUACAGUCCAUAUAAUGACACAUUGCCCUUUGGACCCGGAGGGGGCCAAAGUUUGCAACUAAUCUUCUAAGAUGACACCACAAGAAGGGAACUCCCAAACCGCAACUGUGACAGGAUUCUACAUCCAUGAUAUAGCAUCCCAAAUGUAAAGUACCUUCUGAGUCGAAAGGGAACUAUGAAAGGUAAAUAUUUUAUAAAGGCUCUCAGUGUAAAAAGUAGUUAACAGGAACCAAUAAUUUACGAAAAGAAGCCGUCGUUCACGGUGCACUCAUUCAUGUAAUUUCUAGGGUGUUUAUCAUAAAAUAAUAAUAAAGAUAAUAAUAAAGUUGACAAAAACUUUUAAGUGUAUAUAGUGUCGUAAGCGAAUAAACACUUGAUUCGAACCAAA